This is a messenger RNA of Diversispora eburnea, 2085 nucleotides long. Lineage: Eukaryota; Fungi; Glomeromycota; Glomeromycetes; Diversisporales; Diversisporaceae. The record is from the annotation of a GenBank genome assembly.
AUCAUAGGUUAACUACUAAAAUGCACGAAGCUUUUAAAGUUUCUGUCGCAUUAGACAAAUUACAACAUAAAAUUGAGUCUAUUUUCGCUUAUGGCCAAAAGUUAUUUAUAGGAACUAAUACUGGGGUCUUGUUAAUAUACGAGGUAAACGAACCUUCAGAUGACGAACCAAUAACUGUUACCUUGAUCGAAACACACAAGAAUUUUUCAAAAAAACCAAUUGACCAAUUAGAUAUAAUCAAAGAAAUUGGAGUUUUGAUUUCACUUUCUGAACAAUUGCCAAAGACACGUGGUGCCAAUCUAUUCGCAAUUGAUACACAUAUUGAAAUCAAUGAAAAUAAAAUUCCAAUGAUAAUAACACGUUUAGCAGUUGCCGUGAAAAAAAAAUUGCUUGUCUUCACGUGGAAAGAUACAGAAUUUAAAGAUACAAAGGAACUUUUACCCCCGGAUAAGGUUCGAACAAUGGCAUGGGUUAGCUCUAGCAAAAUAUGUCUUGGGUUGGCUAAUGAAUAUGCACUAAUGGAUGUCAACACUGGCGCGCUCACCGAACUAUUUGCACCAUCCAGUACGCCUAGUAGUACAUCCUUUAGUUAUAUGGGAAUGAUAGGAGCCAAGGUUAGCAAACCUAUGGUGACAAAACUACCGAAUGAUGAAAUUCUUUUGGCUAAAGAUACUGGAAUAGAUUGGACCGGAACACCCGAAGAAAUAGGAUAUUCUUAUCCAUAUCUCAUUGCGAUCCUACCAAAGCAUGUGGAAGUUAGAAAUAUAAUGACUCAGUCUUUAGUUCAGACUGUUGAAUUGCCUCAAGCAAGAAUUAUUAAUCAAGGAAAAUAUUUAUAUGUUGCUAGUUAUAGCAGUGUUUGGAGGUUUACUCCUCUGAAUUUCGAGAAACAGAUAGAUCAAUUGAUUGAGAAACUUCAAUUCGAGGAAGCUAUAAGUUUAGCCGAACAAAUUGAACCAAUUUUACUUGAUGAUAAGGAAGCAAAAAUUUUUGAAAUUCGAAGGCUUUAUGCGCAUCAUCUUUUCCAACAACAGAAAUUUGAUGAAGCGAUUACUAUUUUUCAAGAAUUGGAAACUGAACCAGCAGAAGUUGUGGCAUUAUAUCCCACCUCUAUAUCAGGAGAUCUUCAUGCGGAUGCAAAUUAUCAUCAUGAUACUAAUAAAAAUUCUGAUGUAAAGACUACUGAAGAAAAAUCUGCACAAAUUCUCGGAAAUGUGGUUGAAGAACAUGAGAAUGGUUAUUCCGCUACGGAUUCUUCUGCUACUGAUUCUGCAUCUGAAGCAGAUGUUGGAUUAAAACAAAACGAAAAUGGCGUAAAAGAAACAGAAACAGAACAAAAAAUUUUCCUUGAAGGAAAAUUAUUGGAAGAUGCAGUAUCAGCAUUGAUAAGAUUCCUAACGGACCGAAGACAAAAAAUUUCAAAGAUAUUAAAGUCAUCAAAUCACAUUAAUGGGAAUUUCAAUAAGUUAUUAGAAUUUGCAGAAUUAGUAGACACGACACUAUUAAAGUCAUAUAUGGUUAUAAAUGAGUCAUUAGUUGGACCACUUCUUCGAGUGCCAAAUCAUUGUAAUGUAGAAGAAAGUGAAGGUCUUUUACUUGAUCGUAAGAAAUAUAGAGAACUGGUCGAUUUAUAUAAAGGAAAAGGAUUACAUCGACCAAUGACAGGAACUAUUCAUACUAUUCUUUAUUUACAAAAGUUGGGAAUGGAUCAUUUUGAUUUAAUAUUAGAAUAUGCAACAUGGGUUUUAGAAACUAAUCCAGAAGAUGGAAUGGAUAUUUUUAUAGAAGAUCACCUCGAAGUUGAAAAUUUACCACGCGACAAGGUGUUGGGAUAUCUUGAAAGAUUUUCGUAUGAUCUUUGCAUUAUAUAUUUAGAACAUAUUAUAUACGAAUUGGGAGAUCAGACUCCGAACUAUCAUAAUCUAUUAAUUACAACAUAUUUGAAUAAAGUUCAACAAUUAACAUCACGGGAUCAACAAAGUCACUCGGAAUUAAUUGAUGCUACGAAUAAAAAAUUAUUGAAAUUUUUGGAUGAAUCAACUCAUUAUAAGGCCGAAAAGAUUUUGGGUCAAUUACCUUUAGAUG